Molecule: messenger RNA, 324 nt
Organism: Lipotes vexillifer (Yangtze River dolphin)
Lineage: Eukaryota; Metazoa; Chordata; Mammalia; Artiodactyla; Lipotidae
Gene: SMIM19
Product: small integral membrane protein 19
Exons: 3
Coding region: 1-324 (107 amino acids)
Source: RefSeq, a predicted model, not a curated record
AUGCCUGGCGGUUACGGAGUGAUGGGUGACGAGGGCUCUAUCGAUUACAGCGUUCACGAGGCCUGGAAUGAAGCCACCAACGUGUACCUGGUAGUGAUCCUUGUCAGCUUUGGGCUCUUCAUGUAUGCCAAGAGAAAUAAAAGGAAAAUUAUGAGGAUAUUCAGUGUGCCACCUCCAACAGACACUCUGUCAGAGCCCAACUUUUAUGACACAAUAAGCAAAAUUCGGUUAAGACAGCAACUGGAAAUGUACUCCAUUUCCAGAAAGUAUGAUUAUCAGCAGCUACCGAGCCAGGCUGACAGCGUACAGCUCUCAUUGGAAUGA